Molecule: messenger RNA, 2219 nt
Organism: Daldinia caldariorum
Lineage: Eukaryota; Fungi; Ascomycota; Sordariomycetes; Xylariales; Hypoxylaceae
Product: FAD-binding domain-containing protein
Exons: 5
Coding region: 337-2100 (587 amino acids)
Molecular function (GO): oxidoreductase activity; FAD binding
Source: RefSeq, a predicted model, not a curated record
CAUAGCCACAGCUCAUAAAAAAAGGGCACAGCUCCAAUGAUAACCCUCACUCAGCAUGAAGACUGGUUGACAGUGCAUUAUUUCUUCAUUAUAACUUUGACCACUAGUAAAUACUGGGUAAGCGGCACAGCAUAACUGCUGGUUAACCUCACCACGACAUAGGAGCUACGUAACGUAAGCUGGAACUGGAGCCGGAGUUUGGAAAGCUGAAUACAGAGUUGCGAAUUGAUAUAUGAAGCCCAUCGUGUCCUUCCGUAUUAACUGUCGUGUAAGUCUAGUACUACUACUCCUACUACCACCACUUCUCGCCUAGUCUCGGGGCAUACUAAUAGAGUCAUGACAGUUUCACUGAGACUUCUUGCCCUCGCUUCCGCCUUCGCUUAUAGCGAUGCCUUUCCAGGGAAUUCAAAAACAACUGGUAGACAUGACCCGGUAGCAGCAGCUUGCAAGGCAGCCCCCGGUUCUCCAGAUUGGCCUUCCGCCGAUACCUGGGCCCAGUUCAACCAGUCUACCGGAGGAAAGCUUCUUCGAGCAGCGCCUCCAGGAGCCAUAUGCCAUCCCAAGGAACCGACCUAUAACGCGGCCCAAUGCGCAACUAUCUCUCAAGAAUGGCUCACCUACGACUUUGCCCAGGAUGACCCGGUCUCAAACAUGUGGAAUCAGUAUAAUAAUGAUACUUGUCUUCCAGAUCCGAAUGCUCCGUGCAGUCCAGACGGGUAUCCUGCAUAUGUCGUGAACGCGACUACGGCUCGGGAUAUUAAGCUGAGUGUAGACUUUGCGCGGACGCACAACGUUCGGAUAAUAGUGAAAAGCACGGGACACGAUUACCAGGGCAGGUCACAAGCCCCGGGAGCCCUCUCGAUAUGGACCCACCACAUGCAGGACCUGGAGACGCACGCAUUGUUCCAGCCGCGAGGGUGCGACUUCACGAUCAAUCACACGGCUGCAACCGUGGGACCCGGAUCUCAGCUUGGGAGCCUAUACGAGGAGCUCGGCAAGAUUGGCCAGAUCAUAGUGGGUGGUGACGCCCGAUCUGUUAGUGUCGGCGGUUAUCUCACGGGGGGUGGUCACUCUAUCCUCGCGCCCAAAUACGGACUUGCCGCAGACCAGAUCCUAGAGAUGGAAGUCGUGACACCUGCGGGGGAUAUCGUCGUGGCGAAUGAGUGCCGGAAUCAGGACUUAUUCUGGGCCAUGCGAGGUGGAGGUGGUUCGACCUUCGGAGUUAUGAGUUCAGUUACAUUAAUGACAUAUCCCUCGCCAAAGGUUGUAUCAGCGACGGUAAUGAUCAUGAGUCCCAAAGUCAAUGCGCCGUACUAUGCGGACCUUGCGGGGUAUCUGCUCUCGCAGUUCCCUUACCUGGACUCCAAGGGUGUGUCGGGUUACAGCGUGGUUUCCGGUAACUUCUCGUACCCCGGUGUAUCCAUAGGCGGGACCGGUAUGGGCGGGUUCUUCCUCUUGACGGAUACACAGGACGAAAACGACAUGGUUAAUAUAUGGGCGCCAAUCAUCGAGCACGUCAACAAGACCUGGCCGGAAGUAACUCCGACGAUAGCAACACAAACCUACACUCGGCUGCAGGACUGGUUUGAAACCCAUUACGAUUCGGGCAGCGCGGGAACGGAUAUGUGGCUCGGCUCUCACCUCUUGGACGCCGAGACCCUAGCCAAGAAAGCGAUCGCGGUGGGCGAAGCUUUCAAGGACUUCCAGGCCGAAGUCUUCCUCGUAGCCGGCCAAGGAGUCAAGAAUGCCAAGCCGAGGGGAGGCAGCGAUUCUGUGAAUCCGUCGUGGAGGAAGGCUAUUGCCCAUGCUCUCACCAGCGUGCAAUUUCAGCCAUUAAACCAAACCGCCAAGGUAGAAGCCCUUGCUAAAGUCAACGCUAAGAUAGAACCACUCAGACGAUUAGCACCUGAGAUGGGAUCCUACUUGAACGAGAACAACCCCGGAGUGCCGAACUGGCAACGAAGCUUCUGGGGCGACAACUACGACCGCCUGCUGCGGAUCAAGCGAGCCGUAGAUCCGAACGAUGUCUUCUGGUGCCACCCCUGCGUGGGCAACGAUCGCUGGGAGGAAGUCGGUUACCAAUUAUGCCGUGUCGAUUAACUUGGGAAAAGAAAGUAGAUUGUUUUUUUUUUCUUCAUAGAUUAUAUUAGGCACAUACACACCUCCUAGGUACCUAUUCUAUCUGAAGACAUAUAGCAGAUACCUAAUGUUAAUCCACA